AUGGUGUCGGAGGGAAUUGUCCUGGGCCACGUCGUCUCAGAAAAAGGUAUUCAGGUGGACAAGGCAAAGGUAGACGUGAUUUCAAGGAUUCCUUAUCCUACAAAUCAGAAAGAAGUGAGGGGAUUCUUGGGCCACGCGGGAUUCUACCGAAGGUUCAUCGAAGACUUCGUAAAAAUUGCACAGCCACUUACCCGCCUCAUGCAGAAUGACGUGGACUUCAUCUUCGAUGAGGCAUGUCAAGGGGCCUUCCAACUUUUGAAGGACAAGCUUGUAUCAUCCCAUAUAAUCAGAGCUCUAGACUGGAAACACCGCUUCGAGGUGAUGUGCGAUCCCAGUGACUAUGCCGUCGGAACAGUGCUAGGUCAAAGAAUUGAUGGAAAGAGCUAUGUAAUUUUCUACGCCUCGAAGACUCUUAACCAGGCCCAGAAGAAUUACGACACCACAGAGAAAGAAAUGCUAGCUGUUGUGUAUUCCUUUGAAAAGUUCCGACCAUAUUUACUUGGGUCGAAGGUGAUUAGAAGAUGUAUUCCAGAAUGGGAACAGAGGGACGUGUUGUACCAUUGUCAUACAUUGGCAUGCGGUGGGCAUUUUGGCCCAAGAAAAACUGCUCGGAAGGUUUUAGAUAGUGGAUUUUACUUGCCGUCUUUGAACAAUGACGCUUAUGAGUUCUGCCAGAAUUGUGGUCGCUGCCAGCAGACUGGGGGAAUCUCUACUCAUGAUGAGAUGCCCGAGGUCCCAGUAAUCGUCUGUGAAGUGUUCGAUGUCUGGGGGAUGGACUUCAUGAGUCCAUUCCCGUCUUCCUACGAAAAUUUAUACAUACUAGUGGCAGUAGAUUAUGUAUCGAAGUGGAUAGAGGCUAAGGCGACUGCCACAUGUGAAGCAAAGGAGAGCAACGGGCAGGCAGAAAUCUCCAACCGGGAGAUCAAAGGAAUUCUAGAGAAAACAGUCAACCCGUUAAGGAAGGACUGGAGCAAACGGUUAGAUGAUGCACUCUGGGCCUACCGGACUGCGUUCAAAACUCCCAUUGGAAUGUCGCCUUACAGGCUCGUGUUUAGAAAGAUGUGCCAUCUCCCAGUCGGUGUAGAACAUAGGGAGUACUGGGAAGUCAGAGAGACGAACAUGAAGCCCCAGACCUGUGAGGAGGAGAGGAAGCUCCAACUGCAAGAGCUGGAGGAAUUGAGGCUUGAGUCAUACGAUGUUGCGAUGUGGUACAAGGAAAAAACUAAGUUGUGGCACGACAAAAAACCUCCGGGUCAAGGAGUUGCAGGUUGGUCAGAAAGUGCUCCUGUUCCAAUCACGGUUGAAGCUGAUGCCCGGAAAGCUAAAGUCUAA
Messenger RNA from Salvia splendens (bonfire salvia), 1332 nucleotides. RefSeq lists its product as uncharacterized. The record is from RefSeq and is a predicted model, not a curated record. Lineage: Eukaryota; Viridiplantae; Streptophyta; Magnoliopsida; Lamiales; Lamiaceae. Bases 1 to 1332 code for a protein of 443 amino acids. The transcript is spliced from 3 exons. Gene Ontology annotation, molecular function: nucleic acid binding.